AUGGUAAAUGAUAUCUCCGCCAAGCCACUAUUAUUAUUCACCGCGGCCAUAUUAGCGCCAUGUCUCAACACAUUUGCACAAUUUAACCACUUUGGUGAGCACCUCAACACACAUACCGGCAGCGAAUGCGCAUUGAUACUCUCGGGACCCGGACGCUCAUCAGUCUAUGAUUACAAUGUGAAUCUUUUCCGUGGCACAAUAAAUCCCUACACAGCAGAUAGCACCUGCAUUACCUAUGAUGCAGUGAACGCCGCCUAUUUGGAUGCUCGAAAGCGAAUCCAUGUGGCGCAGCCGAAAGGUGAUUGGAAAACGGAAGAAUUGGCUACAGUCGGUGAGCUGCUGCUGGACAUUUCGAUACAGUUAGCGAGGACUUACGGCCUGUCUUAUGAAGAAAUUGAAAAAGGUCUGCCCACUAUUGACACAUCGAAAACCCUCAUUCGAGAUGUGUGCCCACCUUUUUUUGCGGGAGUUGAGUGCCGACCGGGAAAAUAUCGCCGCUUCGAUGGGCUGUGCAAUAACAUCGAUCAUCCCACUUGGGGUGCCACCAUGGCGCCGUUCCAGCGUCUGAUUGGUCCACUAUAUGCGGAUGGUAUAAAUGCACCACGCAUUUCAGUGACCGGACAUGAUUUACCAAUUUCUCGUAUUGUUUCGCGUACAAUGCAUCCGGAUGAUGGUUACCACGACCACGCUGGCACUGUCAUGGUGAUCGCUUGGGGACAAUUCAUGGAUCACGAUUUCACACUUACGGGUACACCGCUGGAUCCUAUCAAUCGAAAUGAUCCGGAAGAGUGCUGCAAACGUCCACUACACCUUAAGCAUCCAUAUUGCAAUGAGAUUCGGGUUCCAGACGAUGACUAUUUCUAUCGGCUCUUUAAUGUGAAAUGCAUUGAUUUUGUACGCGCUUUCCCAUCACCACGGCCCGGCUGUCGGCUAGGGUCGCGCCAACAAUUCAAUACACUCACUGGUGUGAUUGACGCCAACACUGUAUACGGCGUUACGGAAAAGUUCGCUCGAAAGCUUCGAACUGGCUAUGGUGGCUUAAUGCGUAUGAAUCCCGUCUUCCAAGAAUAUGGGCUUAAGGAUUUGUUGCCAUUGAAGCUCGACAUACCCGAUGAGGGAUGCACGCGCCCGAACAAAAGCAUGUUUUGCUUUGAAGGAGGUGAGAUUCGGGUGAACGAACAGCUGGUGCUAACGUGCAUGCACACAUUGAUGGCGCGCGAACAUAAUCGCAUAGCGACCGCAUUAGGCCAAAUCAAUAAACAUUGGGACGAUGAAACGAUUUUCCAAGAAGCACGUCGCAUCAAUAUUGCUAUUGUGCAACAUGUGACGUAUAACGAGUUCUUACCGAUAUUAUUGGGCAAAGAGGUGAUGGAGAAGUUCGGUUUGGUGCUACAGAAGGAUGGCUACUGGGAUGGCUAUGACUCCAAAGUCAAUCCUGGUAUUAUUGAUGCUUUUGCUGGUGCUGCAUUUCGUUUUGGACACUCUUUACUACCCACCGCCGUGGAGCGUUGGUCUAAAGCACAUAAAUUUAUAGCCUCGAAACGUUUAUCGGAUUUAAUUCGUCGCCCGUAUGACUUGUAUCGUGCUGGUGUGCUAGAUGAAUAUUUUAUGGGUUUGAUGAAUCAAGUGGCGCAAGCGAUGGAUGACUCAAUUACACAGGAGGUAACGAAUCAUCUCUUCAAAAAAGAGGGUGCGCGAUACGGAUUGGAUUUAGUGGCGUUUAAUAUGCAGCGUGGCCGUGAAUUCGGUUUGCCUGGUUAUAUGGAAUUUAGAAAGUUCUGUGGCCUGCCCACCUCGACAUCGUGGGAGGAAAUGUUUGGUUCAAUGCCAAACGACACAAUUGUUCGUUACGAAAGCAUUUUUGAACAUCCAGCUGAUAUUGAUCUUUGGUCGGGCGGUGUUUCAGAGAAGCCUUUACCGGGUUCUAUGCUGGGACCCACCUUUGCAUGCGUUAUCGCAACUCAGAUGAGUUACUCUCGCCGGGGCGACCGUUUCUGGUAUGAGCUUCCGAACCAACCAUCAUCAUUCACUCCAGAGCAGUUACAAGAACUGCGAAAGGCCAAGCUAUCACGCCUUAUAUGUGAUAACACCGAUCUUAUCGACACCGUACAGAUAUACCCUAUGGUGUUGCCAGAUCAUGAAAUUAAUCCAAGGGUGCCUUGCAAGAGCGGCAUAAUUCCAUCAAUUGAUCUGACAAAAUGGGCCGACUACUCCAGUCCCGAAGUAGGACAUCAGCCAGUAUACAACUUUAUUAAUGAAAUACCUGACACAUUGCUGAAUUUUAAGAAAAAAUAGACUGGAUAGCUGGAUCAUGAACAAGAUGAGGCAAACGUCUUUUUAAUUUGUUGAUUUAAUUUUGAAAUUUAACGUUAAGUAUUAAACUUUGGGCGUUAAAACAACUAAAGUAUAGAGAUUUGGAACGAAUAGCGCUAUUACAUUUACUUUCUUCAAUUUCUACAUUCA
Messenger RNA from Bactrocera tryoni, 2463 nucleotides. It is a transcript of the gene cysu, whose product is annotated as peroxidase. Lineage: Eukaryota; Metazoa; Arthropoda; Insecta; Diptera; Tephritidae. The record is from RefSeq and is a predicted model, not a curated record. The transcript has 10 exons. Gene Ontology annotation, biological process: response to oxidative stress. The coding region runs from base 1 to 2295 and encodes 764 amino acids. Gene Ontology annotation, molecular function: heme binding; peroxidase activity.